Molecule: messenger RNA, 2120 nt
Organism: Myotis daubentonii (Daubenton's bat)
Lineage: Eukaryota; Metazoa; Chordata; Mammalia; Chiroptera; Vespertilionidae
Product: transcriptional regulator Kaiso-like
Biological process (GO): regulation of transcription by RNA polymerase II
Molecular function (GO): protein binding; RNA polymerase II cis-regulatory region sequence-specific DNA binding; DNA-binding transcription factor activity, RNA polymerase II-specific
Source: RefSeq, a predicted model, not a curated record
GAAGCGGCGCCGCGGAAAAGCAGGCAUGGAGAGUAGAAAACUGAUUUCUGCUAUAGACAUUCAAUACUCGGGCAGUCUGCUGAACUACUUGAAUGAGCAACGUGGCCAUGGACUCUUCUGUGAUGUUACCGUUAUUGUGGAAGACCGAAAAUUCCGGGCCCACAGGAAUAUUCUUUCUGCUUCUAGUACUUACUUCCAUCAGCUCUUAUCAGUUGCUGGGCAAGUUGUUGAACUAAGCUUUAUAAGAGCAGAGAUCUUUGCAGAAAUUCUCAAUUAUAUCUAUAGUUCUAAAAUUGUUCGAGUUAGAUCAGAUUUACUUGACGAGUUAAUUAAAUCAGGGCAGUUGUUAGGAGUUAAGUUUAUAAUAGAGCUUGGUGUCCCGUUGUCACAGGUUAAAAGCAUCUCACAUACAGCUCAGGAUGGUAAUUCAGAAACCUUAUCUUCUGGUUCUAGUGACAGGAACCUUGAAGUACAAAAAUCAAAAGACAAAACCCAAGAUAAUGGGGCAACUAUAAUGCCUAUUAUAACAGAGUCUUUUUCCUUAUCUGCUGAAGAUUAUGAGACAAAAAAGAUUAUUGUUACUGAUUCAGAUGAUGAUGAUGAUGUUAUUUUCUGCUCUGAGAUUCUGCCUGCAAAGGAGACUUUGCCAAGUACCAAUGCAGUGGCACAGGCUACGCCUAACUCAGGCUCUGUUGCUAUUUCAGAUGUUGCACCUUGUGCUAGCAAUAACUCUCCUGCUUUAACAAAUAACACACCUCCUCAGAAACUUCCUACUCCUGUGAACCAGGCAACCCUGAGCCAAACACAAGCAAGUGAAAAAGUGCUGGUAUCUUCCGCCCAGACACAUCUGACUCCUAACAUCAUUUUGUUAAAUCAGGCACCACAUAAUACGCCACCAAAUGUCAGUCCUUCACUUCCAAAUCAUAUGCCUCCUUCAAUCAACUUACUUGUGCAGAAUCAGCAGACACCGAACAGUACUGUUUUGAAAGGAAACAAGGCCAAUGACAACGAGGAGGAGGAAAUUAUAGAUGACGACGACGACACUAUUAGCUCCAGCCCAGAUUCGGCUGUCAGUAAUACAUCUUUGGUCCCUCAGGCUGAUACUCCCAAAAAUACCACUUUUAAUGGAUCACUGGUACAGAAGAUGCAGAUCCCUACACUUCUGCAAGAGCCACUUUCCAAUUCUUUAAAAGUUUCAGAUAUAAUUACUAGAAACACUAAUGAUCCAGGUUUAGAAUCAAAACAUCUAAUGGAGGGUCAGAAGAUCAUUACUUUAGAUACAGCUACUGAAAUUGAAGGCUUGUCAGCUGCUGGCAAGGUUUAUGCAAAUAUUGAUGAAAAUAUUUAUGACAUAGUGAUCCCUGUCAAAGAUGACCCUGAUGAAGGGGAGGCCAGACUUGAGAAUGAGAUACCAAAAACAAUUAGCAGUGAGCCGGCCAACAAACGUAUGAAAGUAAAAUAUGAUGAUCACUAUGAGUUAAUAGUAGAUGGAAGGGUCUAUUAUAUCUGUAUUGUAUGCAAAAGGUCAUAUGCCUGUCUGACAAGCUUCCGGAGACAUUUUAACAUUCAUUCUUGGGAAAAGAAGUAUCCUUGCCGUUACUGUGAGAAGGUAUUUCCUCUUGCAGAAUAUCGCACAAAGCAUGAAAUUCAUCACACAGGGGAGCGAAGAUAUCAAUGUUUGGUUUGUGGCAAAUCUUUCAUCAACUAUCAAUUUACGUCUUCACACAUAAAGUCAGUUCAUAGUCAAGUUCCUUCUGGAGACUCAAAGCUUUAUCAUUUACAUCCAUGCAGGUCUUUACAGAUCAGACAAUAUGCAUACCUCCCUGAUAGGUCAGGCACUGUGCCUAUAAUGAAGGAUGAUGGUAUUGGGUAUAAGGUUGAUGCUGGGAAAGAACCUCCCAUAGGGACCACAUCCACUCCUCAGAACAAGCCAAUGACCUGGGAAUAUAUUUUUAUUCAGCAGGAAAAUGAUUCAAUUUUUAAACAGAAUGUAAUAGAUGGCAGUACUGAGUUUGAAUUUAUAAUACCAGAAUCUUAUUGAACUCCUUUGAAAUAUCAAAGUUUUGGUUUGGAUUAAGGGGCAGGGCUUUCAGAAGACCUAUAAAACAAAUUAAGAAAUU